This is a messenger RNA of Panicum hallii, 1063 nucleotides long. Its product is annotated as E3 ubiquitin-protein ligase RNF14-like. The transcript is spliced from 4 exons. The record is from RefSeq and is a predicted model, not a curated record. Gene Ontology annotation, molecular function: protein binding. The coding region runs from base 356 to 1063 and encodes 235 amino acids. NCBI's taxonomy places the organism in Eukaryota, Viridiplantae, Streptophyta, Magnoliopsida, Poales, Poaceae.
UCGAUGUUCGUUUUCGUUUCGGUGCUAGCCUACUACGAGCCUAGGACAUGGACAUUGGACUCGACGACUCCAGCAGCUUGUCGGCGAACUCUUUUUCUGUCUUCGAAUAGGGGGGUGAGCGGCCAAUCAAUUCGCCGGGAUUCUCCAAUGUCGAGCGGGGCCUCGUCAUCGUCCUCGCCGCCGCCGGCGGAGGCCGGGGACGGAUAUUGGGCGGCGCGGGAAGAGGCGGCUUCGCGGCUGGAGGCGAUGGCCGCGAGGGAGGACGAACUCUCGGCGGAGCAGUUGGAGACCAACAACCAGCUCCAGGAGGACGAGUAGCAUAUCAUAAUAUGUUCAAGCUAUUUAUGGGGAUGAUAUGGUCAUCUUGGAUGAUAAGGCGGGUCUUCGCUCUUUUCAGAUUUUUGUUUGGUAUCCAGUUCCUAAUGGCAGUAAGGUCUUAUUGAGUCUUCGUCCAAACAGAACUAUGGUUGGAACUAAUAAUGAUGGGAGCCAAGAUGUUGGUGAACUCUUUUAUACUUGCAGUUUAAAGCAUUUGCCACCUGUGGUGUUAACAUGUUUGCUGCCGUGGUCAUAUCUCAGUACAUGUGCUCCUUAUUUUACUAUAUCAGCCAAGUGGUUGGAUGAACCAAAAUUUUCGUACCUCUGUGCCAUGUUUGAUGAGAUUUGGACUGAGCUGCUAGGGCAAGAAGUAGUGUAUAGAUGGGUGGACUGGCUGAAUAGCUCUUCAUGGUCGUGCAUUUCUUUGAACAACAGCAUAAUAUUAGUCCCCGAUGCAACUUCAGAUGUUGUAGAUGAACGUGCUAUUGCAAGAGAAGUUCUCGUUGGUUCUACUAUUCCUCUGAUGCAAGAUUACGAUGAGAAGAGAUCUCAGGAAAUAUUUCUGAAAAGCCUACAUGAGUGUGGAAUUUGUCUUAGUGAAAAUACCGGUGUGAUGCUGCUUGCUUGGAGGUUGACAAUGAUGCUCAAUGCCAAGAGUGUUCUUUCACCUUCUGCUCUUUGUGCAAAGAACAACAUCAUGUGGGGAAGGAUUGUGUUAGUCCAGCAGAGAAAAUUAGCAUUUUGA